Molecule: messenger RNA, 1961 nt
Organism: Oryzias melastigma (Indian medaka)
Lineage: Eukaryota; Metazoa; Chordata; Actinopteri; Beloniformes; Adrianichthyidae
Gene: nt5c2l1
Product: 5'-nucleotidase, cytosolic II, like 1
Exons: 18
Coding region: 204-1700 (498 amino acids)
Molecular function (GO): 5'-nucleotidase activity
Source: RefSeq, a predicted model, not a curated record
CCUCUGAUAACGCAAUCUGCACGCUCUAAGUGAAAGUCGCGCCGCGUCAAGACGCGCACGCAGGAGGAGGAGGCUGGAUCAGAGCGCAGCAUCCCGGCGCUGCGCACGUAAACAACAAAAACAAACAAAAACAAAACGCCACGCCCACACACUUGACCAGCUCUCAUGUCGAUGACCGCCGACAGUCCGCAGAGAUCCGAGCAAUGGACGACUUAACGGGACUCUCCAGCUCUGAGCCCGGAGUGAGGACAGAUUUCGAAAAAAAGAUAUUUGUGAACAGAAGUCUGACUCUUGAAAACAUCAAGUGCUAUGGCUUUGACAUGGACUACACUUUGGCUGCCUAUAAGUCUCCUGACUAUGAAAGCAUGGGCUUUGAGCUGAUCAGAGACAGAAUGGUGUCCGUUGGAUACCCGCACGAGAUUCUGCGAUACACCUAUGACCCCAGCUUCCCCACUCGAGGUUUGGUGGUUGACACCAAAUAUGGAAACCUCUUAAAGGUGGAUUCAAACGGCAACGUGUUGGUGUGCACUCACGGCUUCCGCUUCCUCAGAGGGGAAGAUAUUCAGAACUAUUACCCUAACAAGUUCAUCCAAAGAGACGAUACGGAGCGUUUCUACAUACUUAACACCCUCUUCAAUCUUUCAGAGACGUACAUCUAUGCCUCCCUGGUAGAUUUCUUCACCAGAUGCAACAGAUAUACAAACAUGCUGAAAGGUUUCCAGCACGGCGACCUGUUCAUGUCCUACAGAAGCAUGUUCCAGGACGUUCGAGACGCCAUGGACUUCAUUCACGACUCUGGAGUCCUGAAGGAAAAAACUAUCAAAAACUUGGAGAAAUACGUCGUCAGAGAUCCAAAUAUUCCUGUGCUUUUAACCCGAAUGAAAGAGGUGGCCAAGGUCUUCCUUGCCACCAACAGUGAUUACAACUACACUGAGGCUAUUAUGAGGUACCUACUGGAAAGCAAUGUCAAGCCUGGAACUCCAAAACUGCCGUGGCGCUCCUACUUUGACCUUGUCGUCGUGGAUACCAGGAAGCCGCUGUUCUUUGGAGACGGGACCGUGCUGAGACAAGUGGACACCAACACAGGAAAACUGCGCAUUGGGACGUACACCGGCGACCUGCAGCAUGGAACAGUGUACUCUGGAGGAUCUUCAGACAUUGUGUGUGAUCUGUUGGAUGUUAAAGGAAAAGACAUCCUUUACGUUGGCGACCAUAUCUUUGGCGACAUCCUUAAAUCCAAGAAACGGCAGGGAUGGAAGACGUUCCUGGUUGUUCCAGAGCUCACCAAGGAGCUCCAAGUGUGGGAGGAAAAGCAAAGCCUCUUUGAAGAACUGAAACGGCUGGACGUCUUUUUAGCAGAACUUUACAAGCACCUAGACAGCGGCAGUCGGGGAUGUCCUGACAUUGGAGCCAUUCAGAGCAGAAUGAGGGUGCUGACCCACAGAAUGGACAUGUCCUACGGACAGAUGGGCAGCCUACUGCGCAGCGGCUCCACGCAGACGCUGUUUGCCAGCCAGCUGAUCCGUUACGCAGACCUGUACUCGUCUUCCUGGAUCAACCUGCUCCACUACCCCUUCAAUUACCUCUUCAUGGCUCCUCCUGUCCUGAUGCCUCAUGAAGCUGCUUCUCUAAACUCCGCUGAGGUUGCUUCAACUGAGCAGAGAGCGAAAAACCAAGCUGUCGCGACAAACGGAAGAUGACUUUUUAAAACGGAUGAUGGUGACUGCGCCUGUGUGGAGAUGAAAGGCUUCUCGCUCGCAUUCUUUACCCAUACAUGGUCAACUUCCGGUCCACAGGCCCCUCAACCCUCUUUCUUUUUUUCUAACACCUCCAGUGUCUUUGUGGUGAUUGUAUUAUUGUACAGCUUUAAAAGCCAACCAUUUAAUUGCAACUAAAACCUAUUGUUCAAGAAAAUAUAAAAUAAAAUAAAAUAAAUUUAAAAAAACAGGGCGGGGAAAAAA